CACUUCACUUCAUAAACCCAGUCUCUCUCUCUCUCUCUCUCUCUCUCUAGCCAUGGCGAUGGUGAGACGAAACCCUAAUCUGCUCUCUCUCAUUGUAGUACUCUCUCUCCUCUCGAUCGCAUACGGAAAAGUCUUCUUCGAAGAACGUUUCGACGAUGGAUGGGAUAAAAGAUGGGUUAAAUCUGACUGGAAGAAGGAUGAGAAAAUGGCUGGUGAGUGGAAUCACACUUCGGGCAAAUGGAAUGGAGACCCUAAUGAUAAAGGUAUCCAGACCAGUGAAGAUUAUAGGUUCUAUGCCAUUUCAGCUGAGUUUCCCGAGUUUAGCAACAAGGAUAAGACAUUGGUCUUCCAAUUUUCUGUUAAGCAUGAACAGAAGCUUGACUGUGGUGGUGGCUACAUGAAGUUGCUUAGUGGUGAUAUUGAUCAGAAGAAAUUUGGUGGUGAUUCCCCAUACAGUAUUAUGUUUGGACCGGAUAUCUGUGGCUAUACUACCAAAAAGGUCCAUGCUAUUCUUACCUAUAAUGGGACGAAUCAGUUGAUCAAGAAGGAUGUUCCAUGUGAGACUGACCAGUUGACUCAUGUUUACACAUUCAUCCUCCGCCCUGAUGCUACCUAUAGCAUCCUUAUUGAUAAUGUGGAGAAGCAAACCGGUAGUCUGUACUCUGACUGGAGUCUUCUCCCACCAAAGAAGAUCAAGGAUCCAGAGGCCAAGAAACCUGAAGAUUGGGAUGACAAAGAAUACAUUCCUGAUCCUGAAGAUAAGAAGCCAGAGGGAUAUGAUGACAUUCCAAAGGAGAUACCAGAUACUGAUGCCAAGAAGCCAGAAGACUGGGAUGAUGAGGAAGAUGGCGAGUGGACACCCCCAACUAUUGCAAACCCUGAUUACAAGGGUCCAUGGACGCAAAAGAAAAUUAAGAAUCCCAACUACAAGGGAAAAUGGAAGGCACCCAUGAUUGACAAUCCAGACUUCAAAGAUGACCCAGAUCUAUAUGUUUUCCCAAAAUUGAAAUACGUAGGCAUUGAGCUAUGGCAGGUAAAAACUGGAACCUUGUUUGACAAUGUCUUGAUUUGUGACGACCCGGAUUAUGCGAAGCAGCUGGCAGAAGAAACAUGGGGCAAGCACAAGGAUGCUGAGAAGGCAGCGUUUGAUGAAGCAGAGAAGAAGAAAGAGGAAGAGGAAUCGAAGGAGGAUCCAGUUGAUUCUGAUGCUGAGGAUGAAGAUGAUGCCGCCGAUGCAGAUGAUGGAGACAAAUCAGACAAGAAAGAUGGUGCAGACAGCGACGACGAUGAUGAUAAGCAUGAUGAAUUGUAAGUUGAGGUGAGCACUCUGCGAUGUUCAUCUACUGACAAUUCGAUUCGAUUAAGUUUGGGCAAAGGCUCUCAAAAAUUUUCCCCCUUCUAUUUGAAUUUUUAGCUGUAGUCUUUACUAGUAGGGAAAGAAACAUCUGGAGGCUGCAUGCAGAAAAUGUGGACUUUAAUGAGCAUUUGAACAAAGGGAAACCUGUCCCAUUUUUUGUUCAAACAUUUUAUAAAAUAGUUUGGAAUUUUAAUUA
This is a messenger RNA of Cornus florida, 1553 nucleotides long. RefSeq names its product calreticulin. Gene Ontology annotation, cellular component: endoplasmic reticulum; endoplasmic reticulum membrane. NCBI's taxonomy places the organism in Eukaryota, Viridiplantae, Streptophyta, Magnoliopsida, Cornales, Cornaceae. The record is from RefSeq and is a predicted model, not a curated record. Gene Ontology annotation, biological process: protein folding. The transcript has 14 exons. Gene Ontology annotation, molecular function: calcium ion binding. Bases 53 to 1312 code for a protein of 419 amino acids.